Messenger RNA from Morone saxatilis (striped sea-bass), 2019 nucleotides. It is a transcript of the gene mtnr1aa, whose product is annotated as melatonin receptor 1A a. Gene Ontology annotation, molecular function: melatonin receptor activity. The transcript is spliced from 2 exons. Lineage: Eukaryota; Metazoa; Chordata; Actinopteri; Moronidae. Gene Ontology annotation, cellular component: membrane. The record is from RefSeq and is a predicted model, not a curated record. The coding region runs from base 311 to 1363 and encodes 350 amino acids. Gene Ontology annotation, biological process: G protein-coupled receptor signaling pathway.
AGUUGCGGCUUCAUGUCACACAUGCGUACGGACAAAGUGAAUGGCAGAAGUGACACCGAGGCGGCCAGAGAGAGAGAGAGAGAGAGAGGGGAAGAGUACCGGAGCUGAUCCACGGCAGCUGGGGAAAGUCCACGCGAGGGGAAAAGAAGAAGAGGGAGGAGAAGCGCGCGUGGAGAAGAUGAAGAUGAGAGCCGCGGGAGGCUGUAGUAACCCACCACCGGCGUCUCAGAGACCCAGGCUUUAAGGGACGCACGGGGAGUCACGGCACGUAGAAUUCGGGUCCGUGGAGAAAGUUCAGCGACUGUAUACAAUGGUUAUAAAUGGGUCUCACCUGAACAGCUCCUCGCCGGACCCCGCUGACGCCGUCCUGAACCGCCCGCCGUGGGUCACCACAACUUUGGGGUGCUUCCUCAUCUUCACCAUCGUUGUUGACAUCCUGGGCAACCUCCUGGUCAUCUUCUCCGUGUAUCGGAACAAGAAGCUCAGGAACGCAGGGAACAUCUUUGUGGUGAGCCUGGCAGUGGCAGACCUUGUGGUGGCCAUCUAUCCGUACCCUCUGGUCCUCACCUCCAUCUUUCACAAUGGCUGGAACCUGGGUUACGUCCACUGCCAGAUCAGUGGCUUCCUCAUGGGUGUCAGCGUCAUCGGCUCCAUCUUCAACAUCACUGGCAUUGCCAUAAACAGAUACUGUUAUAUCUGUCACAGCCUCAAGUAUGAUAAACUGUACAGUGACAAAAACUCUGUCUGCUAUGUGAUGCUAAUCUGGGCGCUGACUGUGGUGGCCAUCGUACCCAACCUGUUUGUGGGUUCACUUCAGUAUGACCCACGAGUUUACUCCUGCACCUUUGAACAGUCAGCCAGCUCAGCAUACACUAUCGCAGUGGUUUUCUUUCACUUUAUUUUACCCAUCAUGAUUGUCACCUACUGCUACCUGCGCAUUUGGAUACUGGUCAUACAGGUGAGGAGACGGGUCAAACCAGACAAUCGUCCCAAGCUAACGCCGCAUGACGUUAGAAACUUUGUCACCAUGUUUGUGGUGUUUGUGCUGUUUGCUGUUUGCUGGGCGCCCCUCAACUUCAUUGGUCUGGCAGUAGCGAUCAAACCAGAGGUAGUGGUACCCCUUAUCCCUGAGUGGUUAUUUGUGGCCAGCUACUUCAUGGCUUACUUCAACAGCUGCCUUAAUGCCAUUGUGUAUGGUGUGCUGAACCAGAACUUCCGGCGUGAGUACAAGCGCAUUGUAGUGUCAGUGUGCACGGCGCGCAUCUUCUUCCAGGACAGCUCUAACGAUGCAGGGGAGAGGCUUAAGAGUAAACCGUCACCGCUCAUGACCAACAAUAACCAGGUCAAGGUGGACUCUGUCUGAACCCAACCUCAGAAGAACACUGAGCGGACAUUAACGGAUAUGCUGUGACAGAGUAAAAAAAAAUGAAAAAAAAUGAAAAAAAGCUGAUUGAGAAAAAUACCAAAUAUAAAGCAGCUUCUAUUCUCUGAGCUGUCCACGGACUGACAUAUGGUGCUAUCUGACCUCUGAACAAUCACAGUAAAAACAGGGGUGCAUAUUAUCUUUGUCUUCUAUCAAGCACUUUUGUUUGCAGUACCUGUAGUACAGUAAAUAUAUGAUGUCCGUUUUGUUUUCAUGUUUACAGUGAUUAUAUAAAUGUAUCAUGGAUUAUAUAAGUAUUUAUUUUGUACGAAAUGUCAUGUAGUUAUAUAGUAUCAGACUCCAGUUAAAUGAAGACAUUUUAUCAGGCCAAUAAAACAUUUCUACAAAACUUGGUUGAAAAUAUAACCAGAGUUAACCAAUUUGAAUAACCUCAUUUGUGACACUGUAACACUAAUUGAGUGCAAGCAAUGUGGGUUGCUACUGUCUUAUUAUACCCUGCAAUACAUUAGGUGGAAUAUAUAUUUUAGACUCUCUUUCUCUCUCUCUCUCUGUCUCUCUCUCUCUCACCUUGUGAGCUCAUUAUAAUGUAUGCAUGGAUAUCAGGAAUUGUUCAUAUGCAAAAUAAAGUCUGGCAU